Messenger RNA from Aplysia californica (California sea hare), 1545 nucleotides. Its product is annotated as FAD-dependent oxidoreductase domain-containing protein 2. Gene Ontology annotation, molecular function: monooxygenase activity; flavin adenine dinucleotide binding. NCBI's taxonomy places the organism in Eukaryota, Metazoa, Mollusca, Gastropoda, Aplysiida, Aplysiidae. The record is from RefSeq and is a predicted model, not a curated record.
ACGAAGCUGGGGAUUAAGGUCCAGUUCAACACCAAGGUACACAACAUCCACUCAGUGCCCAACGCCACAGCUCCCGAUGGCCACGUGUACAGACUGCAGGACCAGACGGACCAGGUCUACGUCUGCAGAACUCUUAUCAUGGCGACUGGUAUGGCCACUCCCAACAUCCCUCCUAUGAAGGGAAUUGAGCUGGCUGAGGGAUAUGAAACCAUGUCCUUGGACCCAGAGGAUUACGAGGGCAAGACUGUGCUUAUACUGGGUCGGGGCAACUCAGCCUUUGAGGUCGCCAAUGGAAUAUAUGGAGCCACAAAUCUCAUCCACAUGGUUGCACGGUCUCGUGUCCGUUUAGCUUGGGCCACCCAUUACGUUGGGGACUUACGAGCUGUGAACAAUGAGCUACUGGACACGUACCAGCUAAAGUCUUUGGACGGACUGCUGGAGUCAUCGCUGAGUCACAUGGUUUUGGUCAAACGAGAUGACAAAAUCCACUUCACCUACAAAGCCAAUGACUUCACGCCUGACCGCUUUGAUAACAUCGCGCUGCGAGAGCCGUAUGACGUGGUCAUCAGAGCUCUGGGCUUCACGUUUGAUGACACAGUUUUUAAUCAAACAGCAGUGAGCAGGGGUAAAUUCCGUGCCAAGAAGUACCCUGCCAUAAAGCACAACUACGAGUCAGUGGACAGCACUGGCAUGUUCUAUGCAGGAACCGCCUCACAUUCCCUCGAUUUCCGGAAGUCAGCCGGGGGUUUCAUUCAUGGAUUCCGAUACACUGCUCGUGCCUUACACCGACUCCUGGAGUGGCGCUACGAGGGCGUGCGGUGGCCGUCCUUCACCGUGCCCCGGAGUCAGCUGCUCAAUGUGAUUGUGAAGCGUGUGAACGAGGCGUCUGGCACCUACCAGAUGUUCCAGGUACUUGGAGAUGUGGCAGUAUUUUCAGAGGAUGGUCUGUCUGUGACGUACUUGGAAGAGUUCCCGAUCCACCUGAUCCACGAGCUGCCGCAGCGUACGGGCAUCCAGGUGUUCUCUGUUCUUGCCGUGGUCUUGGAGUACGGCCAGAACUUCUCUGGUCCCGGGAACGACAUUUUCCGCAGCGACCGCGCCACGGGGGAACCGUCGGAGGCCCACACCUCCAACUUCCUCCACCCGGUGCUGUACUUUUACAAGAAUCUACCCACAGAAGAAAUGAUGCAGGCCCGUGACAGGAAGUCAACUCUGCCGCGGCCAGACGCCCUCCAUCACGUGGUGGAAGAUUUCACCACGCAGUUCACCGCCCAGCACAGCCACAUCCUGCCGCUGCGACGUUUCCUCGAGAACAUCGUACAGCAGGACCUGCGCGCUUUCUUCUCUGAGUCCUGCUUCCAGCUGGCCAUGACCCAUGCGGAGAUUCCAGAGGCUUGCGGCUCCCAGUACAUGGCUGGCCACGGUCUGCUGGGGAACCCGGACUUGUUGCAGUCGGCGUCUUCCACAGGCAUGUUGAAUGUGCUGUAACUGAGAGUAACUCCUCAUGACUCAUGACUCGUAUUUCAUCGCCCUUGUGAUAAGGCC